GUAGCAAGCACACUGUCUGUAUUGAUCGAAAUUCCAAAAGCACACGAGCAAGGGCCAAGGAGUAGUAAAUAGUGCAAGUCAUCAAAACAAAAAAAGAAAGCUCCCUCAAAUCUCCCUUUUAGGGUUCUCUCUUUAGUUUUUUCUCUCACAUUCCCUCACUCUCUCACAUUUCCCAAUUCAAAUCUCUCUCAAAACUCCAUUAUACUCAAUCAUCAUCUUUUAUUUUUUCACCCUUUAAAAAACUUUCAAUUCACUCAAUUUCAAAUCUUUCUCAUUAUUAUUAGCCAAAUCCAAAGACCCAUGAGCCAAAACAGCAAGUCAUUGCUUAUUCUACCUUUUUUAGCUCUGCAAGUUCAAAAACUUGAACUUUUUUAGCUACCAAUCACCAAAUGAAGAGUAAAGCUCUUAACUUUUAUUGAUUCUUCAAAUAUUUUUCUUCCUGUUUACUGUGAUUUUGUGAGUGGGAUCUAUAAGUGAGAUAACUUGAUAAUGCCAAGGCAAAAAGGAAGUGCCACCAUGGAGGAAUUGCUACCUGGUAAGAUAAGGAAAAGAGUGUGUUCUUCAUCGGCAUCAUCGUCCUCAUCUAUAAUUCAAAACUACAGAUUCAAGAGAGCAAUUUUGGUGGGUAAGAGGGGUGGAUCCAGUACACCAGUGCCCACAUGGAAGCUGAUGGGGAAGAGGACCCCAUCGUCUACACUGAGGGCCUUGGAGUCCUCACCGAAGUCACUAAAUGGAAAGGCAAAGCAGCAACAGGCGCCAGUGUCAGCGAGGAAGCUGGCUGCUACCCUUUGGGAGAUGAAUGAGAUGCCAUCGCCACAAAUGAAGGAGGAAAUAGUGGAGGAGAGGAGGUUGAGGAAAGAGGGUAGAGGUAGAGAGAGGAGACCGGUGCAUUCAGGUUCUUUGCCUCCUCAUUUGUCUGAUCCUUCUCACAGUCCUGUUUCUGAGAGAAUUGAUCGAUCUGGAACUGGCAGUUGCCAUAGAAGAACAUCAUCGAUUUCUCAGAAGCUUAGGCUUAUGGACCAGAGUAUUGGAGCAUUUGAUUCAGUUAGUAAUGCCAGUUUAAUGGAGAUUGAGACUCGUUCCCAAGCUCAAACUCCUAGUGGAUCUACUGUUGGAGUUAAACCUCGUCUGAAGGAUGUUAGUAAUGCUUUGACUACAUCAAAGGAACUACUUAAAAUUAUCAACCGUGUAUGGGGUAAUGAAGACAGGCCUUCAUCAAGCCUGUCUCUCAUCUCAGCCUUGCAUGCUGAGCUUGAGAGGGCACGUUUGCAGGUCAAUCACUUUAUUCAAGAACAGUGCUCAGACCAGAAUGAGAUAAACUAUCUAUUGAAGUGCUUUGCUGAAGAAAAGGCAGCAUGGAAAAACAAAGAGCAGAAAGUGGUUGAGGCUGCUAUUGAGUCCAUUGCAGGAGAACUGGAUGUAGAGAAGAAGCUGAGAAGACGAUUUGAAAGCUUGAACAAGAAGCUGGGGAAGGAACUGGCCGAGACAAAGGCAUCUCUAUUGAAGGCAGUGAAAGAACUUGAGAGUGAGAAGAGAGCAAGAGUUGUAAUGCAGAAGGUAUGUGACGAACUAGCCAGGGAUAUUGGUGAUGAUAAAGCUGAAGUUGAAGAACUGAAGAGGGAAUCUGCAAAACUUUGUGAAGAGGUUGAGAAGGAAAGGGAGAUGAUGCAGUUAGCUGACGUGUUACGUGAGGAGAGAGUCCACAUGAAACUUUCAGAAGCUAAAUAUCAGCUUGAGGAGAAAAAUGCAGCUGUUGAUAAACUUCAGAACCAGCUUGAAGCUUUUCUAGGAACCAAAAGAACUAAAGAAAAAGGGCGUAGUUCUUCUAAUUAUAUGAAUGAUGAAGAGAUAGCUGCUUACCUAAGUAAAAAUCGUUUUGUUUCUCAUCAAAGUGAAAUAAACGAGGAGGAUGGAGAAGUAGAUGAUGGGGUAAUAUGCGAGGAAGGCUCUGCUGAAAGUGAUCUUCAUUCCAUAGAAUUGAAUAUGGAUAACAAUAACAAAAGCUACAAGUGGACAACAUAUCCUUCUGGAACUCCCCGCGAUGUGAGAAAGGCAGCAAUUGAUGAAGAAGACAUCAAAGGGAGGAAAUCUACCUCAAGCAAAUUACCCCGGAGAAGCACUUCUCUGCAAAGAAGCAUAUCGGAUGGAGUGGAAUGGGACACCCGAAAUGAGAGGGUCCCAUUUGCAGGAGACGGGAUAGAUUGGGGGAGAUUUUCCGGACUGGAGAGGCAAGGGCAAGGAAAAGUUUAUGGAGAUGAAAUGCAUGGGCAUCAAUCAGUGAAGGGUCUUAGGGACUACUUAUUGUCUGGUUCUAGGUUAGAUUCUCCAAGAGGGUAUGCUAGUCCUAUGCGACAAGCGGGGCAGCUGCGGUCCUCACUAGACCCAAGCAAUCUAGCGCAAGAGAGACCACCUGUGAUACCAGGGAAUGUUUCUAAGUCAAGGCUGUCAGAGGCCAAAGCUGAAGGAAUGAAUUUAAGAAAAUCAAAAUGGUGAGAAAUCCAGGUAGUUCUUAGGCAAGGCUGGUUAGAUGCCUAAUGCUAGAAGAACUAGGCAGUGAGAACUGAGAAGUUAUCCCCUGGUCGCCAUUCUAGAAUUACUGAAGUUGCUGCAAUCGUUGUUCAACAUUCACCGAACUUUUGUCAAUUUGUAAGAAUGCUCGUGCCCAUAGAGUUCUUGUAGAAAAAAAAAAAAAAAGGUUGUCAUUCGGCCAAAUGACUCGUGUACAAAAACUUCUGGCAUUACUUCCCUCGACAUGCCAGAAGCAUCAAAUAUAAUUUCUGAUAUGUAACCUUUGUUUUUUC
Molecule: messenger RNA, 2801 nt
Organism: Populus trichocarpa (black cottonwood)
Lineage: Eukaryota; Viridiplantae; Streptophyta; Magnoliopsida; Malpighiales; Salicaceae
Exons: 3
Coding region: 490-2493 (667 amino acids)
Source: RefSeq, a predicted model, not a curated record